UCUAGUUCCUUGUUGAAUCCUUGCUACACUGCAAUUCCUUCCUUUUACCCCCCCAAAAGACCAACUUUUCUAGUACUAAAACAAGACAAAAACCUAUCGUCGUUCUUGUUUAUAUGUCAGUUACACAUAGACAAACAAGACACAAACAAAAGAGAUUUUCCCCAUAACAUGGAUUCUUAUCACUACUUGUUCACCAUCUUCUUGUUUUUCAUGCUUGGCCAACAUCUGUUGGUCGAUGGCCUAGGUUGCAACUGGGGAACACAAGCGUCGCACCCUCUUCCACCCGACAUCAUUGUCAAGUUAAUGAAAGACAAUCGGUUCAACAAGGUGAAACUGUUUGAGGCUGAUCCUGGGGCAAUGCGUGCUCUCGGCAGGUCCGGUAUCCAGGUCAUGGUUGGGAUCCCUAAUGACAUGUUAGCCGGCAUUGCAAGUAGCGUUCGAGUUGCUGAAGAAUGGGUUGCCCAAAAUGUUUCUUACUAUUUAUCCAGACAGGGAGUCGACAUAAGAUAUGUUGCUGUUGGAAAUGAACCAUUCCUCAAGACAUACAACAACAGAUUCACACAAAUAACUUUUCCGGCCCUCCAGAACAUCCAAGCCGCCCUGAUUAAGGCCGGUCUAGGCCGCGAUGUAAAGGCCACCGUUCCACUCAAUGCCGAUGUCUACCAGUCAGAUUCCGGCGUCCCAUCAGGCGGAAACUUCCGGCCUGAUAUCCACGAUCUCAUGGUCUCCAUUGUCAAAUUCCUAAACGACAACGGCGCUCCCCUUACCAUCAAUAUCUAUCCUUUUCUCAGCCUCUACGCUGAUCCCCAUUUCCCAAUCGAUUUUGCAUUUUUCGAUGGAGCAGCCUCCCCCGUAGUUGACGGCUCCAUCACUUACACCAAUGUGUUUGAUGCAAAUUACGACACCCUGAUUUCCGCCCUGGAAAAGAAUGGCUUUCCAUCCAUGCCAAUCAUCGUCGGGGAAGUUGGCUGGCCGACAGAUGGGGAUCGCAACGCCAACAAUCAGCUCGCCCGGAGGUUCAACCAGGGCCUUCUCGACCGCAUAAACCAGGGCCGUGGCACCCCCAAACGCCCCACCCCGCCUGAUAUUUACCUCUUUUCACUAAUCGAUGAGGAUGCAAAGAGCAUCGACCCUGGAAACUUCGAACGCCACUGGGGCGUUUUCUACUUCGAUGGAACCAUAAAGUACCCACUGAACUUGGGGGCAGGCAGAAACCUCACGGCGGCUAAAGGUGUACGGUAUCUUGCCAGGCAGUGGUGCAUAAUGGCGCCUGAUGCAAAUCUCCUGGACCCGAAUUUGCCGCAGAGCAUCAACUUCGCUUGCACUUACGCAGAUUGCACGAGUCUUGGACCUGGUUCGUCCUGCGGGGGCCUGGAUGCUAGAGCCAACGCGUCUUACGCGUUUAACAUGUAUUACCAGACAAUGAAUCAGCGGGCUGGGGCUUGUGAGCAGUUCCAUAAUCUGUCAAUAAUCACAAGAAUCGAUCCGGGUUUUCAUGGCGGUUCCUGUAAGUAUGAGAUCAUGAUAGACAACGGACGACACGAGCAGGCCAGAAAUCCAGGGACAUCGUCGGCUGGAAAUAUGCCUACUUCUGUUGUUCUCUGGGCAGUGACGCUGGCCCUGAUUAUUGUUUGUGGUCAUAUGAAUUGAGUCAAGAAUGUCGCACUAAGUUGGCUUGUACGUACAGUUGCGAAUUGUUGUACAUUUUUUCUUUUUGUUGAUUAAUCAAACCAUUUUUUCCUCCCACUAAUGCUGUCAUGUUUGCCUUUAUCAGUAUGUCUUCUUUUCAUUUCAUUUUAUUUCUUUUUCUCUUUUGUAAAAAUUCGAGA
Molecule: messenger RNA, 1829 nt
Organism: Sesamum indicum (sesame)
Lineage: Eukaryota; Viridiplantae; Streptophyta; Magnoliopsida; Lamiales; Pedaliaceae
Product: glucan endo-1,3-beta-glucosidase 5
Biological process (GO): carbohydrate metabolic process
Molecular function (GO): hydrolase activity, hydrolyzing O-glycosyl compounds
Source: RefSeq, a predicted model, not a curated record